This is a messenger RNA of Zonotrichia leucophrys gambelii, 811 nucleotides long. RefSeq names its product RNA-binding protein 10-like. The record is from RefSeq and is a predicted model, not a curated record. Gene Ontology annotation, biological process: mRNA splicing, via spliceosome. The transcript is spliced from 8 exons. Gene Ontology annotation, molecular function: RNA binding. Lineage: Eukaryota; Metazoa; Chordata; Aves; Passeriformes; Passerellidae. Gene Ontology annotation, cellular component: nucleus. Bases 173 to 811 code for a protein of 212 amino acids.
CGCCAUUUUGGUGCCGGGGAGCGGCGGCGGCGGCGGCGCCGGGCAAGGGCCCAGUGGCUCCCAGUUCAUCCCAGUUCCAUCCUCGUUUUCCCAGUUUGCCAUAAAAUUUUCCAGUCGUUCCUCCCAGUUCCUCCCAGUUUGAGCAGUCGCUGCCCUCACAGGUGCAGGCACCAUGGAGUACGAGCGCAGGGGUGGCCGUGGGGACCGCACGGGGCGUUAUGGGGGCGCCCCUCCCCCCUCCGAGGACGGCUCCCGCACCCAGCGGGAUCACGACUAUCGCGACAUGGACUACCGGGGCUACGGGGGACCCCCCGAGGGACCCCCCAAUGCCGGGACCCCCCCUCAGGGCUCCUACGAGAGCUCGGAGCCGCCCCGGAAGCGGGAUCCGCCCCGGGAUCCGCCCCGGGAGCCCCCGGCGCUGCCGUUCGGCGCCGACGGCGAUUACCGGGACCAGGAUUACCGGGAGGGCGCCGAGGAGGAGCCGCGCGCCAGCACCAUCGUCAUGCUGCGCAUGCUGCCCCAGGCGGCCACCGAGAAUGACAUCCGGGCACAGCUGCAGGCGCAGGGGGUGCAGCCCCGUGAGGUGCGGCUGAUGCGCAACAAAUCCUCAGGUCAGAGCCGUGGAUUCGCCUUCGUGGAAUUCCAUCACGUGCAGGAGGCGGCCAGGUGGAUGGAGGCCAACCAGGCCGGGCUGACCCUGCUGGGGCACCGCGUGUCCCUGCACUACAGCGACCCCAAACCCAAAAUCAACGAGGACUGGCUCUGUGCCAAGGUGGGUGGCACUGGGGUGGCACUGGGGGGGAGGUUGUGA